AUGUCUACAAUGCAGGCCAUCGCCAACUCUGGAUACGGCGGCGCCGAGGUCACUUCCAUCAUCGAGCUGCCCGUCCCCACCCCCGCAGAGGGCGAGGUCCAAAUCCGCGUCGCUGGUGGAGGCCUCAACCCCGUCGACCUCCGCCUGCGCGAGGGUGCUCUCAAGGCCCUCCUUCCCCUGCCGCUCCCCUUUGUAGUGGGCAAUGAGCUUUCGGGCGAGAUCAGCGCCCUCGGCGCGGGUGUGACGUCGUUGGCUGUGGGCGACAAGGUCAUUGUUCGCGUCAGCAAGACUGGCGGCACUGGAGCGUUCUCGCAAUACGUCGUUCAGCCUGCCAACCUCGUGGCCCGUGCGCCGACCAACAUCUCCCUUGUUGAUGCCGCCGGUCUCCCCCUUGCGGGUCUCACGGCACUUCAGGUCCUCGACAAGCUCGGGGUCAAGGCGGGCGACAAGGUCCUCAUCACUGCUGGUGCGGGCGGUGUCGGCCUCUUGGCCAUCCAGCUGGCCAAGAUCCGCGGCGCCCAUGUCACCACCACUGCGUCGUCCGCCGGCGAGGAGCUCGUGCGCAGUGUCGGCGCCGACGUCGUCGUCGACUACAAGACCACCAAGCUUGCCGACCUCGACACCAAGUUCACCCAGGUCUUUGACUGUGCCGGCGGCGACAUGACAGACGUGCUCGCCGCGACCGCGGACAACGGUCGCGUCAUCACCAUUGCCGGCACGCCCACGCCCAGCAUGUUGGACAGCUUCGACCUGCCCAGCUGGAAGCGCUACCUCGUCUCGGGCGCCAUCUGGCUCCAGAGCCGCUCGGUCCGCAACGCGGCCUCCGCCAGGGGCAUCGCGUACGAGUUCCUCUUCAUGCGUCCCGAUGGCCCCGAGCUCCAGCAGCUCUCAGACUAUGUCACCGCUGGCAAGCUGCGUGUGGUCAUCGACUCGACCUUCAAGUUUGCCGACUACGCCGACGCGCUGGCCCGUCUCGAGAGCAAGCGCUCCAAGGGCAAGGUCGUGAUCGAGUUCCCUGCGACUGCCUAG
Apiotrichum porosum is the source of this 1029-nucleotide messenger RNA. RefSeq lists its product as uncharacterized. Gene Ontology annotation, molecular function: zinc ion binding; oxidoreductase activity. The coding region runs from base 1 to 1029 and encodes 342 amino acids. The record is from RefSeq and is a predicted model, not a curated record. The transcript has a single exon. Lineage: Eukaryota; Fungi; Basidiomycota; Tremellomycetes; Trichosporonales; Trichosporonaceae.